Messenger RNA from Athalia rosae (coleseed sawfly), 6501 nucleotides. Its product is annotated as ski oncogene. Gene Ontology annotation, cellular component: nucleus. Gene Ontology annotation, biological process: negative regulation of BMP signaling pathway. The record is from RefSeq and is a predicted model, not a curated record. The coding region runs from base 1542 to 3758 and encodes 738 amino acids. Gene Ontology annotation, molecular function: SMAD binding; RNA polymerase II cis-regulatory region sequence-specific DNA binding; DNA-binding transcription factor activity, RNA polymerase II-specific. Lineage: Eukaryota; Metazoa; Arthropoda; Insecta; Hymenoptera; Athaliidae. The transcript is spliced from 3 exons.
CGCUGCCGUUGCUGCGGCUGGUGCUUCUGUAAAAAGAAAAAAGAAAAUCAAGACACGUUAAUUUAUAGUAAAAAUAAUCGUCGUCGGUCGUUUACCGAUUUAACACAAUCACUAUAACAAUCGACAACAAACGGAGGCAGUCGUUCGUCACCGAUGUGUUGCUGCUCUAAAGCCAAAAUAAUCCCAACGAUAUAAUAAAAUACCAUGAUUAUUGUGAUGUGUGAACUGUAGGGGAGUUGGUAGACUUAAGACAGACGGAGGAAUAGACAUAUAGACAUGUUGUUGUUUCGCCGAUGCUGCUACUGCUGGUGGCCCCUGAUAACACUCGGACUUGAGCGGCCCGAGGGCCAGGCUAGGCCAGGCCCAGGCCACCGACCCGUAGCCAUCUGAAUCUGAAGCUGAAUCUGAAGCUAGAGCUGAACCGUUGAAGCUGUUCCUCGGUUUGCUCUCGUUGGUUUUGCUGCUGGCUGGUGCGUUGUUGUACGUACGUGCAUCUAAGCUGUGCGACAAGAAGGGCUUUGUCGUCGAGAGGAGAACGGAACGUGGUCGUCGUCGUGGAGUGCGAGGAUCGUUGUCAUCGUCAUUGAGCUUGAAAAUAAAAGAAAAAGAGGAACGGAGAAAGGAGACGAUUGGAUAGGAUUGGAGAAAAAGAGAAAGACAGCGUGUAAACGAAGGGUGGCUGAGUGUGGUACAACCUUCGUUUUGUCGUCUCUCGUUCUUCGCUGUUCUAAUAAUUAUUCAGAGUUUCAAGUUCUCCUUACUUCUCCAUGUUAUGCUGUGCUAGAGUGUGUGUUGUGUAUUAUCGUCGUUAUUUUUCUUUUUCCUCUCGGUCGAGAGUUUAGCGAGGACUGAACAGCAUCGCGUGUUUGUGUGUUGUGUGCCAGUGUCGUCGUACCGUUGUGUCGUGUCGGUCUAGCUCUGUCGACGUCUUCGUCGUUGUCGCCGUUUCGACGCCUUGCGUCGUCUCGCUUUCCGUCUCUGUGUACGCGCCACUGCGUUAUUAUUAUGUAUAGUCACAUACCGAUCAUUUUACGGUGGAUGAUGGAUCAUAAUAGUAAGUCGGCGCGAACGGUAAGCAGUACCAUCAUCGUACAUAGGGACUACUUCGGAUUGUGAUUGGUGAAUAUUUAUUGUGUUCGAUAAAUUUGAGAACUCGGUAUUUUAAACGACACCUGAUGUGAUAGAUACUUACAAGUUUAUUUAACCUGCCUCUUCGUUCGCUGGAAUGCAAUAACACAACCAUCCUUUGCAUCAGAAAUACCACUACCCUGCAUGUAGUUCUGUCACUCAUUAUCUGCUGCUGAUGCUCACCGUUGUAAUAUGAUCAAAACAUCAACGUGAUUAUUAAUAAAUACAUGAAGAAUAAUGUCAACGAAGAGAAAACAGAUGAUAAAUUGACGCAUAAUAAGUGUAUGAGAUGUGGGUGAUUAAUUAAAGCUCUAAGCAGUUAACAACAAAAGUGAAAAAAGAAACGUGAAAUGUAUUAGUUAACCACGUAGAUACCUACAUAAAUUGCAAUUGCUAGUGAUAAAAUUCUGUGUAUGCACAAUUACAAAAAAUUGGACAAGGUUUUUCAAUAUCUUAUGACUUAUUGUAAUAAUAUAAUGGAGACAUUAUUGUCUACAAAUGCGAGCAGUCAGUCGUACAGUCCGCAAUUGAAAAGUGUAUUGAAAACGUAUCAGCUAUCAGCCGUAAAAAGCCUCCAGGGUCCGAGCUCGGCCCUGUUGGGCAUGGACUGUAAAGGGCUGUUACAAGAACCCGCCGCUUUUCAUUUUUCCUCUCUAAAUCGUUCCAGCAAUGGGAUCUCAGAUUCUGAGCCGGAAUGCUUGAUAUCUGUGAAAGAAAUUGACAAGAUAGAAAAAGAUGAUGAUGUCAUAUCCUGUAAAGAUCCUCAGAGAUCCAGUGAUACCUUAGAAGACUCUGAUUCUGAUCCUCAGCCAGAGCGAGUCAAAGUAAUCACCGAUACAAAACGGGAGCAGGAAUUCCAGAUACCAAUUUUAACUGCACCCGAUCAGAAUUGCUCAGAGAGAUGCGAGACUUCUCUAGAAGGCGAAAGAAUAUCGUGCUUUGUUGUUGGAGGAGAAAGACGUCUUUGUUUGCCACAAAUACUAAACACAGUCUUACAGGAUUUUUCGCUCCAACAAAUAAAUCAAGUAUGCGACGAGCUGCAAAUAUACUGUUCAAGAUGCACACGAGAUCAGUUAGAGGAGUUAAAGUUGUCUGGUAUUCUCCCAAGAAAUGCUCCAUCUUGCGGUCUUAUAACACAGACAGAUGCAGAGCGAUUAGUUAGCGCUCUUCUACUGAGAACAGAGCCUUGUGAUCCACAGGAGAUAAUAGAGAGCCGGAAGAUUAUAUUAGAUGACUCCAAGGAUGAGGGAGAGGAAAGUUUGUCCCCAAAUAGGUUCAAGGUCUAUCACGAAUGCUUUGGAAAAUGUAAGGGGAUUCUUGAGGCUGAGCUCUUCAUAACUGAAGAUUCUGCCUGCAUCGAAUGCCUGGAAUGCACAGGGAGAUUUUCUCCACAACGUUUUGUCAGGCAUGCUCAUAGAUCAUUAGAAAAUCGUACCUGCCAUUGGGGAUUUGAUUCUGCAAAUUGGAGAUCUUAUCUUCUUCUUGCUAGGGAUCAACCCCACUAUCAUCAAAUCGCAUCUCUAUUUCGAGAUCUGAAGCAACGUCACCUACCAAAUUCCAAACGAAAGCCUCAGGUGCGACAUGAGGCAGAUAAGUUGACAAAGAGAAUUAAAAAAGAUUCAAACCAAGAGUGUUCGCCUGGUUUUUACAAAGGAAACGGUAUGGGAAUAUACCAUCCUGCAUCCCAAGCUGGUGGCGUCAGUGAUCCAUACCUACAGAUGCAAUGGGCAGUAUUCGAGCUUGCUGCAAGAGGUGCUUCAGCGUUUCGCCCAUGGAAUGCUGCUGGAUCUUGUAAACAUAGGGACGGUACCUCUCUUGUGCCUGCGUACCUGAGCCGGGGACCUCCAGUACUGCAGCAUCCGGAAAGAGUAGUUCCACAUUCAGAAUGUGAACGUUUUGAGCCCCACUUUCAGCCCAAUGUAGCUUUGGCUCCACUGCCUCCACUAAACUUACCACCUGUAGUUCCACCUGGUUCGCAUCAUCAUCAUCCAAAACGCCGUCAUCAUCAUCGUCAGCCCAGUCCUGAAGGUAAACAAGAAACACUACCGGUUACCGUAAAAUUAGAAAAGCCUUCCUCGCCGAGCCCAGGACCUGGGCCUGGUCAAGCGUCACUUUCUUCGCCCCCUACGUUGUCCUGCACAACAGAAGGAGAUGAAGAUAGCAGUCGAGGCGUAAUAUUAAAAGAAAAUGAAGAAGAAGAAGAGAGCAGUACAGCUGUUACAUCCUCGACGGUAACGGUCGAUCCCCCACCUGUGGAAAUCGCCACUUCUUCACCAGAGACUGAUUCCGACUCAGAUACAACGGUGGCAACUGAUUUGGAGUCUAGAUUAGCGGCACUUGACGUCCCAAAAGAAGUAAGAGAACUUGCGAGGCGUUUGGUCUCCCAAAAUGCUAGUUUGAGGCGGAACCGUCGUAGAGAUGCCAGAGAGAUUUUGAGGCUACGGAGCCAACUUGAACUGCAGCAAUUACAGUUUGCAAGUAAAGACAAUGGCAAAAAUCACACUGGACAUCGGAACGGAAACGCUAAUGCUGCUGAUAGCACUGAAGGUAGUGAAGAAGUAGAUGCUGUUCCUCCUUCUAACGAUAAGGACAUAGAUGAUCCGAAUAAUCCUGCAGCUAGUAACGAUUAGGUUUAGUAGAUCGAGGGUUAGAAAAAAAUAGAAAAGAAAACUGCUCACCAAUCACUGCGCCGCUUGUAUUUUGGCCAAGCAAGCGCGCACUGAAAUUAUUGUUCAAAUUAAUAACAAUCUAAUGAUUAUUCUAAACUCUAAAGGAAUGAAAAAUGUCUGGGUUAUGUGAUAUAUAAAGAGCCUUUAACGUUAUUUCUAUUGAUUAGAAGUUCUUAUUGUAAGUAUAAACUUUAUGAACGGCUUAACCAUACGCGUUUUGACCGAAUGUAGAUAUUGUAUGAUAUGGAAGAAAGUAAUUAGGUUUAAAAGAAAAGGUAAAAAAAACGAAAAAAAUACAAAUCUUAUCAUGCCAAUAACGAUUACGUUUAACGAUUUAUUUAAUUGUAAUAAAAUAUAAGGUGAAGAAAAAAAAUAGCAAGAAGUAAGCAUUUGGGUAUAUUAAAUAUACAUCAUUUGCAAGAAAUGAUUUUUUAUUGAUCAUAUAUUGUUUUAUCGUUUAGGUAGAACGAAGAAUAGGCUGCUUUCCGUUAACUCCUCCUCGUAACCAUAAAUCAUAAUCGCAUAAUGUAAAUACAUUCUCUUGUCAUAGAUUUACAUGCAUAUAAAUAUAGUACAUAUAAAUAUAUAUAUUAUACAUAAAUAUAUAUAUUAUUAUAUGUUAAUCAUAUUAGUUAAUAUUAUGCGAAUUAAUUGUGAAAGUACAAAAAACCCUAGGUGCUAUGUUGUUACGUUAGCUACGUUUCGAGCAAACGCGGCUCGUUGCAAUACUAAAAAAAAAAGAAAAAAAAAACGAAAAAGUAAAACACAUUAAAACACGUUCGGUUCCGCAUUGUCUUCAUUACUAUAGUCUCUACUCCUUAGUCUCGAUUAUAUCACCGCGUUUUUCACUCUGUAUAGCUAAACCACGGACAUUACAUUGUUAUUCAUGUAUUUAAAAUAAAGAAGCGCAACAUCAUCUAACUACAAAAUUAUACACACACACACUCUACUCACACGUACAUACAUACUUAAAACCAAACAAAGAACGAAAAAAAACAUACAUGCAUAUAUUCUGACCCAAAAGCGAAUUUAUAAAAAUUAUAAGUUUUCUUCGUCAAGUCAAAAACCCGUACUAUUCUAUUAUAAUAAAUAAUAUAAAUAUUAGUAAUAUAAACUAUUACAGUUCGUAAAUCGUAUGAAUAUUUCAAUUAUGUAAUAAAAUUGACAAUUAAUAAUGCUCGUUUGUACUUGGGGUACAUUUAUAUAAGCGCAUAUGGACUGCUUUGAAGAAUCCAAUUUCAUAAUUCACAUUCGGUACUCACCUCGAUUACACAUAUUAUAAUAUUAUAAAAACAUAUACCGAAAAUUAAAACGUGAUAUACGUGACAAACGUUUCCCGUUCUAACAUUUCCCGAGUUGAUGAUUUUUCUGCUUUCGGUUACGUUUUACCGAAAGUGUCGAGAAAUCUAAUCUGGAAAUGUUAUGGCCGAUUAUUUUUUUUUUUCAUUUUGGAUAACGAUAAUAUAUCUAACUGUUUACCGGUGAUAUUAAUAAAUAAAUAAUCAUCAACGAAAUUAUGAUGCUACAAUAAGAAAUAAACGAAAACUCACGUUGUAUUAAAGAAAAAUAUUUGUCCAUCUGCAACAAAGGAUAACGGGUGAAAAAAAGUGAAUAAAUUUUCAAAGCUAUCCUGUGUCGGCACAGGACAUGAUAUACAUAUAAUAUAUUAUAGGUACCUACAUACAAUCAUUACUCUGUUCUGUAUAAUGAACAUUCAUAUAUGAAGUACGAUACUUGAUAAUAUUACGAUGUAAGAGUCCCACCUAAACUAAAGAAUGUAUAAUCUACGUUUUUCAUACACACUCAGUUAUUAUACUUACCUGUAAUAAUAUGUAUCUUAUCUACUACUCAGCUUAGAAUGCAUUUGAAGCAUAGCAGCAGAUACCUAUAUACCUAUAUAAUUAUGUACCGAUACAGUUCGAACAGAGCCGUAGGAGAUCUAUGAUGCUUUUAAUUAAAUUAUUAUCUAUCAACGCCCAACCCGACCACUUUAUACAUAGGCUCGGAUCCACAAAUUAAUAGGUACAAAUUUACGCCAUAAUCUUACAGUCGAAUUACCUGAAAGAUAUAUUAUUUAAAAGAAAAGAAAAAAAAAUAAAGAAAAGAACGAAGUAAAACGUGAAAAAUUAUGUAUUAUACGAAGAAACGCGAAUUAUUAAGUAUACUGUAAAUUGAAACAACGUUGGAAAAGGCAAUAUAAAAAUCCGGAACUGUUGUAUAAAAUUGUUAAAAUUGAUUAAAAUAUGAAGAUUCAGAAUGUACUUACUUCAGGGUUCUUUUUUUUCUCUAUAGUCAUUUACUAUUGUAUAUUAAUAUUCCGUAAUUAAAACGAAUUAGCAACAUUUACUGUAGCAUUUCAGAAUAAUAUAUACAUGUCGUACUUUUUUUUUUAUUCGUUUAUUUCCGAUGUUCAAUUCCCGCAGAGAAAGAAUCAUCCCUGGCCUGAGCUUAUUCUGAAAAUUCACCCAAAUUCAGUCAAUUCUUUGUAAAAUAUUUCGCGACGUAAAUACGGUAGUUUAUUUUAUGGGUACAAUAUGUAAAUUGAUUGUAUUUCAUUCAAUACAUUGAACAAAUGAUAUUAUUGAGUUCUUCUAAAUUUUCUUUACGUUUACAGCUUUAUUCAACGCGACUGUUAUGGCUUGAAAUGUAUUUUAAACCCGAAUACGAAUGUAUUACAAAUAAAUACAAUAUUUGUGAUGUCUGA